GGGGCGCCUCCACCACCGCGGUGGAAACUUCCCCUCGCCGCCGGGCCGACGCGCGGCUGAAGCCCCCGGCGGGGAGGAGCGGAGCGGGGUUUCGCCCGCCUCGGGGGGCGCCUCGUCUAGUUUGGUUUUUGCUACGUUGGAAGGGCAAAAGCGAAUAAUACCGUUACCCGGCUUUAAACUUCCGCGCCCUGCUCUCCAGGACGCUCAUCCCGCCCGGCGGGGUGGACGAGCCGGUGGUGGUGCUCCUGGAAGUCGUGAGCUGGGGUCAGCUGGAAGAUGACCGAGUACAAGCUGGUGGUGGUGGGAGCAGGUGGUGUUGGGAAGAGUGCUUUGACGAUACAGCUAAUUCAGAACCAUUUUGUUGAUGAGUAUGACCCCACGAUAGAGGAUUCCUACAGAAAGCAAGUAGUCAUCGAUGGAGAGACCUGUUUGUUAGACAUCUUGGACACUGCAGGGCAGGAGGAGUACAGUGCCAUGAGAGACCAGUACAUGAGAACAGGGGAAGGAUUCCUGUGUGUCUUCGCCAUCAACAACACCAAGUCCUUUGAAGAUAUCCACCAGUACAGGGAGCAGAUCAAGAGGGUGAAAGACUCAGAUGAUGUUCCCAUGGUGCUGGUGGGGAAUAAAUGCGACCUCCCUGCGCGAACAGUGGAGACCCGGCAAGCGCAGGACCUGGCCCGGAGCUACGGGAUCCCCUACAUAGAAACGUCUGCCAAAACCAGACAGGGCGUUGAGGAUGCCUUCUACACUUUGGUGCGGGAGAUCCGGCAGCAUAAGCUGCGCAAGCUGAAUCCCCCGGAUGAGAGCGGCCCCGGCUGCAUGAACUGUAAAUGUGUGGUAUCGUGACUGUGGAAAGCUUCUUCCCAUGCUGCUGCUCUGAAAGGAGUUAAACUGGUGUUGAAGGUGUACAGAUCACUGCAUGCUCACCAGACGGGCUCUAGAAGGGUUCAGAUGAAGAGCUGGCUGUGUGCAUUGACUCCUAAUGCACUCACAUAAAUUGUCUCAUUCUAAAGCUUUAGAGCAGACCUGUCAUGCUGUGAAAAGUCCUGUGUUCCUCAGAAGAGUUUUCCUCAUCAGAUAAAUCCCCUGGGAUUUUUUGAACUGAUGCAAUGUUGAGAAUUAGCCAUAAGGGGGCUGUUUGCUUUUAUAAAUUGUGUGUGCUGGAGCCAGAAACAGUGUUUUUCAGAUUGUUUAUGUUCACUUGCCUGAUUUUCUUAUUUUUCUUUCCUCAGUUUUUUUUUUUUUUUUUUUUUUUUUUUUUUUUAAAUUAUGAGUUUAUUUAAAACACUGCUGGAUAGCAGUCAGGGAGAGUUCCUAUUAUUGUCCCUGCAUGUGCUGGCUGGCCUUAAGUGAAAGGCCUGGGAAUAUCUGUCUGUGUAACCAGCUCCUUCCAUGGCAGAAAUUUAGAGAGGGGUAACUGGGGAUGAGUCCACCAAGGACAUCUGGGACUGGGACAAAAGCAUGCAUGAACAUUGCCCUAAGGUCUUUUGGGGAGUCUCCCAAGCACUUGGACUGGCCCUUCAUCCCUUUAAGUAACUGCUGGAGUCCUAAAGAGAAGUGCAUUAUAUGCAGAGAUGGCGUUAAGAGGAUCUCCUGAAGAUGGACAGCAGGUUUCCUCUGACGCUUUUUGAGCUGGAGGCCGUGAGCACAGAAGAGCUCUUCCUCCUGCCCCCCACUCCCAAGAAAAAACAAAACAAAAGAGUGCUGGCAACCUUUGCUUCCUAUGAGCAAACACCCACCCCAGAACCCCACCCCUCUGCUCCCAGCUGAGGCGUGUGAGGUCAGCUGGGGGCCGAGCUGAAUGCUGUGCCCAGCACACUUAUCACUGUUAAGGGAGAUUUUCCAGAUGUUUGUGUCCUCCAGAUGUUCAGGAGCGUUUCCUCCGGAUGGGGAUAUGAGCUCAAGUCUUGUUUCCUGCUCUGGCUCACAGCUGACGGCAUGGGCUUGGCAGGCACUGCUGCUCCCUUACACCAGCUGCCAGGAGCCCAGUCUUUGUCACAGCCCAGUGGCAGCACCAGCUUGGGCAAGGCCUGGGAGAGGGUCACUUGGAAACACUCCUCUCUGUUAAGAGAACGUACCCUGAGAAUUGCCUGUGUCUUUUUCUGCUCAGGCAGAAACUGGAAACCAGACAUCCCAGCUUAAUCUAG
Hirundo rustica (Barn swallow) is the source of this 2147-nucleotide messenger RNA. RefSeq names its product HRas proto-oncogene, GTPase (gene HRAS). The transcript is spliced from 6 exons. Gene Ontology annotation, cellular component: plasma membrane. Gene Ontology annotation, biological process: Ras protein signal transduction. NCBI's taxonomy places the organism in Eukaryota, Metazoa, Chordata, Aves, Passeriformes, Hirundinidae. Gene Ontology annotation, molecular function: GTP binding; GTPase activity; GDP binding. The coding region runs from base 277 to 846 and encodes 189 amino acids. The record is from RefSeq and is a predicted model, not a curated record.